Molecule: messenger RNA, 1612 nt
Organism: Cydia splendana
Lineage: Eukaryota; Metazoa; Arthropoda; Insecta; Lepidoptera; Tortricidae
Exons: 2
Coding region: 70-981 (303 amino acids)
Source: RefSeq, a predicted model, not a curated record
AAUAAUCGAGAAGGCAGCGUGACUGAACCUUUUCAAGUCGGGGGGCACCAGUGCACUCAACCAUUACCAAUGAACCUCGAGGCGAAUCCUCGCCAAAACACUGAGCCAGAACAUGAGAUAGCCGAGCCGGAGGUGGAGCAAAGUGCUCCUAUGCCUGAUGAAACCGCGCAAGCAUCCGCGGAAAUACCGGUAGAACCGGACCUACUUAUGGCCUUGGGCGAGUCCACAGAUGAUAUACCUGAAUUUGGUAAACCGAUACAUGACAGUUUAGCCAGUCUGUGGUUACCUUUACUAAAAAAGGGUCUGCUCAAAGAAAACAAAGAAAAACUUUUAAAAAGUUAUUUAAUACCCGAAAAUUGCAAGCUUCUGCAGUCACCAAAACUUAACGCAGAGAUCUCAGCUGCAGUAUCCGAAAUAGUCAGAGGGCGCGAUAAAAAACUGUCUGGUUUUCAACAACAGCUCGGCGCAGGCAUUACUGCACUAAAUAAGGGUAUGGAGAUCCUACUAAAUAGCGAUAAUAAAGCCCAGGCUCUGACUCAUUUCAGUGACAGCUGUCGAAUCUUGACAGACCUUCACUGCGCGUCGACCAAAGAUAGAAUAAAAUUGAUAACUCCUAGCCUGGAAAAGAACAUCCUACAUGUAAUCCAAGAUUCCGAAAGAGACGAUACUCUCUUUGGUAACGCUUUGUCUGAAAAAAUUAAGGCAAGCAAAGCCAUUCAAAGACAAGGACAUCAGAUAAAAAAGACUGUGCCAUACCAACCGUCUACUUCCGGAUUUCGCCAGUCGACGGCAAACCGCUAUACCCCGCCGGGAAACUGGAGGGGUCCACCUCGCUACUUCUACCCCAACAGCAGAGGUGGACGAGGCAGCCAGACGAGGAUGACAACUCCCAGGAGAUCGUACAAUUACUCAUACAGCACAACUCCACCGGCAGCGAAACCUGCCCCUCAGACCAGGCCUCGUGCUCCAACUCAACAGUAAACCAGGGACCAUCACCCCCUGCAUGCCAGCCUUACCCUGGGUGCCGCGAGGCUUUGCGGGCGGCGUUCAUCAAGCGGGGGACCCCACUCGAGGCAGUACCUCUAAUGAUAGCCUCAUUGGCUCAGAAUACUUUAUGUCAAUAUGGCGUAACCAUAAAACUUUGGUGGGAACAUUGCACUUCUAAAAAUAUUGACGUCUAUCAUCUGUCGAUACCCGAGGUACUUUCCUUUUUAACGGAACUAUUUAAUAAGGGUUGUUCGUAUGGCUCAUUAAAUAGCCACCGUUCGGCGUUAUCUUUGCUGCUUGGCAGCGAGAUAGGUACUGAUAACUGUGUGAAAAGACUUUUAAAAGGGGCAUUUAAAUUAAAACCAAUAACACCAAAAUAUAAUUCCACCUGGGAUCCUCAGGUUGUACUAAAUCAUGUUUCGUCUUGGUAUCCCAACUCCGAUAUACCCCUUGAAAAAAUCACUAAAAAACUAGUUACUCUGUUAGCACUCUGUACAGCUCACAGAGUGCAAACCCUAUCUCUCAUAAAACUAGAAAAUAUUACAGAAAUUUCAGAUGGAAUAAAAAUUGCCAUAGUUGACAUUAUUAAAACUUCUGCUGUAGGCCGUGAACAACCCAUAUUAAA